This is a messenger RNA of Acaulospora morrowiae, 165 nucleotides long. The record is from the annotation of a GenBank genome assembly. Lineage: Eukaryota; Fungi; Glomeromycota; Glomeromycetes; Diversisporales; Acaulosporaceae.
AUGGAAUUACCACCUUUCUCGCUCGAUAAAACACGUCUUUUGGUUGUAUCCGACGAGGUUGUUCAGAUAUCCCUAUUCUCAAAUAAUAGUUCUACCACAUCUGUUUAUAAUGAUAAUCCACAGAUAAAAGAUGAAAUAAAGGUUAUUCGUCAAGAGACCAAGUGA